Oryza brachyantha (malo sina) is the source of this 1701-nucleotide messenger RNA. Its product is annotated as histone deacetylase 9. The transcript is spliced from 14 exons. Gene Ontology annotation, molecular function: histone deacetylase activity. NCBI's taxonomy places the organism in Eukaryota, Viridiplantae, Streptophyta, Magnoliopsida, Poales, Poaceae. The coding region runs from base 196 to 1488 and encodes 430 amino acids. The record is from RefSeq and is a predicted model, not a curated record.
GCGUUCCACUCGGCGUCCCUCGGCCUCUCUCCCCUUCUCGCGCAUCCGCCGGCCGCCGCCGCGCUCGGUCUAAUCCAGAUUCCAGACUCUACUACCUAGACGCGACCCAGCUUCGCCGGGUCUCUUACCCUUCCGCGGCCGCCGCCGCCGCUUGUAGCGGCGGGCGGGGGGCCGCUCGAGAGAGAGCGAGGCGCGAUGCUGGAGAAAGACAGGAUAGCCUACUUCUACGAUGGCGAUGUGGGCAAUGUCUACUUUGGGCCAAAUCACCCGAUGAAACCACAUCGACUUUGUAUGACACAUCAUCUUGUGCUUUCAUAUGAACUUCACAAGAAGAUGGAGAUAUAUAGACCCCAUAAAGCAUAUCCAACAGAGCUUGCACAGUUCCAUUCUGCUGAUUAUGUGGAAUUCUUGCACCGGAUAACUCCCGACACCCAGCACCUGUAUGAAAAUGAAUUACGUAGAUACAAUCUCGGAGAGGAUUGCCCAGUCUUUGAUAAUCUAUUUGAGUUUUGCCAAAUAUAUGCUGGAGGAACUCUAGAUGCGGCUCGCAGAUUAAAUCAUAAAACAUGUGACAUCGCCAUUAAUUGGGCUGGUGGGUUGCAUCAUGCAAAGAAGUGUGAGGCAUCAGGGUUCUGCUACAUUAAUGAUCUGGUUUUGGGAAUUCUGGAACUUCUCAAGUACCAUGCCAGAGUACUCUAUAUUGACAUUGAUGUGCAUCAUGGGGAUGGAGUUGAAGAAGCCUUUUAUUUCACUGACAGGGUAAUGACUGUAAGUUUUCACAAGUACGGUGAUUUCUUCUUUCCUGGCACAGGUGAUAUUAAGGAUAUAGGAGAAAGAGAAGGAAAAUAUUAUGCCAUUAACAUUCCACUUAAAGAUGGAAUAGAUGACUCCUGCUUUACACGUCUUUUUAAAACAGUUAUUGCCAAAGUUGUUGAGACAUAUCUGCCAGGUGCUAUUGUUCUUCAAUGUGGGGCUGAUUCAUUGGCACGAGACCGUCUAGGGUGCUUCAAUCUAUCCAUUGAAGGCCAUGCUGAAUGUGUAAAGUUUGUCAAGAAAUUCAAUAUCCCCCUUCUGGUGACUGGAGGUGGUGGAUACACAAAAGAGAACGUAGCACGCUGUUGGGCUGUUGAAACUGGUGUCCUGCUAGACACAGAGCUCCCAAACGAAAUUCCAGACAAUGAAUACAUUAAAUACUUUGCUCCAGAUUAUACAUUGAAAGUAUCAAAUUUGAACAUGGACAACUUGAAUAGUAAGUCAUAUCUAAGUUCAAUCAAAGUGCAAGUCAUGGAGAGUUUGCGGGCCAUACAACAUGCACCAGGUGUUCAGAUGCAAGAGGUUCCACCUGAUUUUUAUAUCCCAGAUUUUGAUGAAGAUGAGCUGGAUCCUGAUGAACGUGUUGAUCAGCAUACUCAAGACAAACAGAUUCACCGUGAUGACGAAUACUAUGAAGGUGACAACGACAACGAUCAUGAAGACGGGGCCCGUUGAAAAGGUUCUUUGUACGAUGAAACUGGAGUGAAAACCGUUGCUUCUGUUCUGCGGUUUGACAGCGUGAGGUGGGAAAUACGUAGUCCUUAGUUUGUCAAUUGACAUGUUAGGAUCUGACACCCUUACCUGCAUGUAGUACGUGUACUUUCCAACUUAUGUAUCAGUAUUCAGUAAUAGUCACAUUUGAAAUGCAACCAGAAUUAAUUUGCAAAA